Salvelinus sp. IW2-2015 is the source of this 2965-nucleotide messenger RNA. Its product is annotated as zinc finger and BTB domain-containing protein 14. Lineage: Eukaryota; Metazoa; Chordata; Actinopteri; Salmoniformes; Salmonidae. Gene Ontology annotation, molecular function: DNA-binding transcription factor activity, RNA polymerase II-specific; protein binding. Gene Ontology annotation, cellular component: nucleus. The record is from RefSeq and is a predicted model, not a curated record. Gene Ontology annotation, biological process: regulation of transcription by RNA polymerase II.
UUGACGUCAAUUUGACAUAAACUGUAUCCYAUCUAGCAGUGACCCCUGCGUCGCCGACUGCAGCCUUGCGUGACAACACCAGAAAGGAUUCGUGUUUCGCCUAUAGCUUUUUUUCUCUCGACAAUUUGUUAUUCACGAAGGGGAAAAUCGUAUAUUUACACGUUUAAUCGACACGUCGACCAAUGUGAAAUGUUCUAUUUUGUGUUCUAAAGUGGAUAAAAGUUACGGAAAACCUUCAAAUGGAGGCUUGCUGAGCAAAAUGGCUGGGCGCACUGAAAUGUGAAACAUUGUAAGGUUAGCAGUAUCAGCAGAAUCAACUGGCACAGCAAGGGCGUUUGUAAUCCCUUAGUCGCAGAAAUACCAUUUUUCACCUCUGGAUGUGAAACAUCACUUUAAGCCAUUUGUUAGUGGCAUAAUUUCUUAUUGUCGAUAUCUGCAUUUAUCGACAACUUCGUCGUGUAUUUUUCCAUGGGAUUUCUGCUUGACUGACUUGGCAGUGUGACCGCAUUCUGUUAUUGUCUCGAAGCUCAGCUGUGGAUUGUCACCGUUCACUUCAACUGGCGAUUAAAAUUACAAGGAGCGACAGCCGGACCGAGUCAGGAGUUCGCUUUUUGGUGUGACAAUAUAUAUUUUUUUGUUUUCGACAGAGACCGAUGAGAUUGUCUGCGGUGUUUUAACUAAGCGACAUUAAUUAGCAGCACUCUGCUAUUGUUGACACAGCAGCUGGGGGCUUUAACUCUCGAAACGACACACCUGCCCAGUUUAUUGUAAAAACCCAAUCAGACACCUUUUUAAUUGACCCUUUGAACACUUUUGACUUUUUUUUCAACAGAUAAAUAUCCCCCCCCCAAAAUAAACCUGCAGUCAUGGGUGAAUUCCUGAAAUACAUCGACUACGACCACAAGACCAGCUUCUUGAAGAUGUUGAACCAACAGAGGAUGGAAGGGGACCAUUGUGACGUUGUGGUUGUGGUGGAAAACGUUGAGUUCAGAGCUCACCGCUGUGUCCUGGCCGCCUGCAGCAUCUACUUCAAGAAGCUGUUUAAAAAACAGAACGAUGUGGACAACUCCAUCGUGGAGCUCGACUUCAUCCGUUCCGACAUCUUCGAGGAGGUCCUCAAUUACAUGUACACCGCCAGGCUCGCCGUCCGCAAAAAGGACAUCAACCUCAUGAUGUCCUCCGGACAGGUCCUGGGGAUCGCCUUCCUCGACAACCUGUGUUCACAGAAGCGUGAGCCCAAUAUGAAGCYGAGUCGUGAGAACCAGGCGCCAGGGGACGGUAUGAGRGCCCAGGACGCGAUCCUCAAAGAGCUGGCCAUGGAGGAGGUGAGGAAGAACAGCUUCUACGAUGGAGGGAUGGAGGCMAUGGGYUCYGGAGGSCCUCACGGGGUCCCUCCUCACUUCGGCGGGAACAUGUCUAAAGACCCCCACGGCGCCCACGGCUGGACCUCCUCYUCYUCCUCSUCCAGCGAUAUGAAGCUUGACUACCUGCUGUACGGCCACCGCUCUGACGGCAUCCACCCGGGAAUGAAACCGGGCGGAGACGGCCCCAAGAAAGACAAGUCCCACCUGGCCCACCGUCCGUUCGCUUGCGAGGUGUGCCCCAAAACCUUUACCACCCAGGCCCACCUCAAAGAGCACCUGAAGAUCCACACGGGCUUUAARCCGCACCGCUGCCUGGUCUGUGGCAAGGCGUUCAUACGAGGCCCCGACUUAAAGCGUCACGAGAGGGUCCACAGCAACGAGAGACCCUUCGGAUGCCAGAUGUGUGAAAAGGCCUUCAAGCACAAGUCCCACCUGCGAGACCACGAGCGGCAGCACCGAGGGGAGAGGCCCUUCAACUGCGGCUCCUGUGAAAAGGCGUUCAUCAAAGCGUCCGACCUGAAGCGCCACUGGAACACGAUGCACAGCCAGCGCAGAACGCUGUCCCCGGCCGCCGCCGCCCCGGGCAGCAUCCAGGGAGACGCCGACACGCAGAGCCAGAGGGACUGGAAGCUAGAGGCUGGGCCACACUCGUAAGGACGGACUGUUACACACACACACGCACACCAUGCAUACAUAGUGACAUACACACUCAUGCAUUGCACACUGUCACACACACACACACACAUGAAUUCACGGCCUGUGAUAUGUAUUGAUGUGUAAUAUCCCAUGGCCGAUGAGAAGAGGGAGGGAUCGUAACAUGUCCGUUACUGUAAUGACACAAUGGACGCUAAUCUGAUCCUGUUGAAUCGUUGAACUACGUUACGUUUUUCAUUUAUCCCCGACUUCAUGUAAAAAAUAAUAAUCAUGUUAAACUUUACUUCUCUAUCUGCUACUAUGAACGAGUAUAUUUUUCACAGGGGAAAACAUUGUUGCUAUUUAGACAGACAGGGGGGGGGAUUCUAUAAUAAUUAUAACUUUAUUCCACUUUUACUUUAUGUUACGUUUGUAAGUGUUUUUUGUUGUUUAACCUUACUGGAUUUUAAGAGAGAAGAAGACGAUUCUCUGCAUAAAAUGUGUUGUUCUCCAUAUAUUCUCCUGUUGAUUGUUUUUUUAAAUGGAUGUCUAGUUGUGUUGAUUGAUAUUUACACUGUAAAAGGUAACCGGAGUCACCAUUCUUCAUUUGAUACAGGUUAUACCAAAGUCUUGGGGGCUGUUUUGUUAGAUAGCAAGGCUCCCAAGUCAAUUUUGGAAGUAAAAAUCCAACCUUUUUGUUUUUUGAUUUUGACAAGCAGUCUGAACAGGCUGUUUCAUCGUCUGUUCACACCUAGCAGCAUGAGUCCGACUAGAUUUACUGUUAUACAGUAUCACUAGCCCAUCAUCGAGCUGCCGUCGGAGAGAGAGAGACACCACGUCUGUAUAUACUGUAGCGUGACUAGUUGCACAAUUUAAAACAUUUAGAAACACAAAAUGACCGUAUUAUGCACAUUUAGCGUUGUUCUCUUACACUUUGAAAAUAAACCCAGAUUUGAUGAGUUGAUUUC